Molecule: messenger RNA, 3810 nt
Organism: Naegleria lovaniensis
Lineage: Eukaryota; Heterolobosea; Eutetramitea; Acrasida; Naegleriidae
Exons: 2
Coding region: 1-3810 (1269 amino acids)
Biological process (GO): regulation of DNA-templated transcription
Molecular function (GO): zinc ion binding; DNA-binding transcription factor activity, RNA polymerase II-specific
Source: RefSeq, a predicted model, not a curated record
AUGCAUAGCCCACACCAUCAUCAACAUUUUCACUCUUCCCAAACCACCAUCAACACCACACAACCAUCACCAUUCCAACAACAACACGGGUCGUAUUCACAACAAGAGACGAGUGGUGGCAAUGUAGGAAACGGAAAUUAUCAAGCCCAAUCAUUUGCAGCAACUUCUCAACAACCACAACCGCAGCACAAUCUCUACACAACCUCCUCACACAUCACAGUGACUCAAGCUUCACCCCCACAACCAUCCUCAUCAUCAUCCUCUUUUGUGGCUCCGGUUCUCAUCAACGGUGUCGUUUUGAAUCCCGUGUCGUCCUCCUCGGGAUUACCUCCUCCCACUCAUCCAUCCAACCACACAACACUUCCUCAUAACAACAACAACAACAAUAUGAACAGUAACAGCAAUAACAACACCACUCCUGCUUUAAAUUCUCCUUCCUCUCCAGAGCUCGCUCAACAAGGCACGAUGAAUUCAGUAUCAUCACAACCACCACCAUCUAGUAACUAUCUACCUCCCAAUUCCAUAGUAUAUCAUUCACCCGUUGCACUCUAUCCCAUUGCAUGCUCCAGUUGUCGAAAGCAACAUAAAAAGUGCGACCGAAAAAUUCCAAGUUGUGAUCGUUGCAUUCAGAAAGGGCUUACCUGCACGUAUAAGGAAUCGAAACGAAUUUCAACAACAACGAAUGCUUCUUCGGUAUCAGCAAAUGAUUCUCCUUCGGAAGGAACACAACAGGCUGCUGCCGUAAAUGCAAAAAAACGAAAUUCAAGAAAACGGAAAAAGAAUCAAAUUUCAUCGUUGGACAUGCAUCAAGUUGUUGGAUCACUGGUUCAGAAUCCCUCACAAUCAGAGGAAAGAAAUGCUACUUCUCCUCGUUUCUCAUCAUCGAAUCACUCGGGUACUGCAUCGAGUCGUCAUCUCAUUUCUCAAAACCUUAAUUCUCACAAAUUCUAUGAAGAAGGACUUUCAAAAAGACAAGUCAUUGAUUGUUAUUAUAGUUUUGCUUGUGAUGGGUUUCCACUCAUGGAUCGAGAGGAUAUGGAACAAUGUCCUGAAAAUUAUUUGGAUUAUUUGACAAGACCUUCCGAUCAUUCUAUUUUGGGAGAAUUGAAUCAAGAUGAAAUGGAAUGCCCUGAAGGUCAACAAGCAAAUUCAAAUUUCAAACAUUUACAAGAAUUGGUUGCUUUAUUUUUGAGUGUAAAGGCCGUGUGUGAAAUGAGAUGUGGCAUGACAGAAGUUGCUGAAAAGAGUGCAAAACUCGCUCGAAAUGCAAUUUGUAAUUAUUUUGAUCAACAUGAACGCUUUCUGGUAGCAACUACAUUUUCACACUUGUCUCAGUAUGAGAUUCUCAAUUCACGAAUUACGAAUGCGAAAUUUUAUUUGCAAUUUGUUGCUUUUUAUUUACAAAAUCGAUUUGUACAGACUGCAGAAUGUGAUACCAAUGAUUCUUCCACAUCAACAACCACGGCGGCAACUAUCAACAGUAAUGAUUCCACGAAUUCAUCUCAUCAAGCAUCUUCUUCUUUAACGAACAGCAACAAUGGCAAUACAAUCAAUCAUCACACACCUGCUGAACACGACAUGAGUCAAUGUCGACAUUGUCUCUCCAAAAUGACACAAUACGAAAAGAAUUUGGAAAAUAAUAGACAAUACAUUGAUCAAAGUAUUUUAUCUAUGGGUGGAGGACUUUCAAAUUUUCAAUCAUUUGUGGAUGGAAAUGGACAACGCAAUGCAGCCAAAUCAUUUUUUGAUCUCUCUUUUACAGAGGGUGGAUUUUUAAGAGAAAUUCCUCGAUAUUUCACCAUGUUUACUGGAUUGAAAUUUCCACCUCAAUGGAUUACAUCAUUGAAUCAAGAAAUUUCACACAAGAAUUGUUAUGAUAUUUUAAAAUUAUUGGACAUGAUCUUUACAUUUGUAAAACAACAUAUUAAGGAAAAGUUAUCCAAUACUACCCCUAGUAACAAUGGAACCACCUCUCCCAGUGCAACAUUGAAUUUUGAUUCGUCAAUGAAUUCAAAAAUUACGAGUGGUCAUGGUAGCUCUCCAACAACAACGACGACGAGUUCAAGCAGUCCAAGUACGAAUACGACAACGACUCCAACUCCUUGUUUCUUUCAAGGAAAUUCUCAAUGUCUAUCUCUCUAUGAACACAUGUUAGACAUUGUUCUCAAUGGAAUCAAAAUUCGAAUUCUCUCCAAAUUAGGAAAUCAUCACAGUGCCACAAGUAGAGAAAUUAUUGAACAAUCAGCAUAUAAUAUUACCAUGUCGACACAACAUGAUCUAUUUCCAUUGUUUCUGCCAUAUCUUGUUCCAUUCAUUUCAGCAGCUGCAUUGGUCCAUUUAAGAAUUGUGAAAAUGAUUUUGAAUAAUAACCAACAUGGAGAAUUUUUCAAUCCACAACAGCAACAACAACAACCAAACGAUCAUUCUAUGAAUAGACCAAACAAUGAAACAUCAACCACUCCGACCAUGAACGCUUAUUCACCACAAUCCUCACAAUUAGAACGAAGAAGAAUGUUCGAAGAGUUACUGGAACAUUCACAAAUGCACACUCAACACUUUCAUCAACAACUUCACAAGAUUGAACUGAAUGGAGGAAGUAUUCCAUCUACCAACAACAACAACAACAACAUGAACAGCACGACUCCUCACAACAUACCUUCCAUGACUCUUCAUUACGAAGAGAUUCUCCGAAAAGAUUUAAGAGCCAUGCACAUUUUAGCUCGUCGUUUCAAACUCGUGAGUACUCAAUACAGUAAACUCUUGAGAGAGAUGGAAGAAACUUUGAAUCAAUUGGAUAUGAUGAAACAACAACAACAACAACAAUCAAUUCCUCAAUCCUCACACACUUCUCCUCAAGUACCUUACUCGAAAAAAAUACCUCCUCAACGACUGCAGACGCAACCGCAGACGCAACCACUGAGUUCUCAACCCAAAACGUUGGAAGGAUCAUCGCCUCGGUCUGCCUCCUCGACUCACUCGGCCACCAACUUACCUGCACAGUUUAUUCCUUCGUUUCUUCAUCAUAAUCCUCAUGGUGGUGCAACGGGAGCUUCAUCCACUUCUACUGCACCAUUACAGAGUGGUAGAGGUACAGUCCUUAAUGGUCUCCAAUCGUUUACUCCUCAACCAUCUUCCUUAGAUGGGCAAAUACCACAACCCUUGGAGUUGAUCAUGAUGGCAAAUAAUAAUAAUGAGGCUUUAUCGUCUUCUAACAUGAUGAACAACAGUAGUUCGAACCAUCAAGGACCAAAUUUGAAUCAAUAUUUCAACCCAAUGUUGGGCCAUAACUCUCAACACAUGCAGAAUUUAAUGAUGAAUAUGAUCAUGAUGGGAGGAAGUAUGGUUCCUGGACUCUCUAGCGCCUCAACUCCGAACAUGGGAAUGAACAAUCCAACUAGCACCAAUUUUGGAAUGUCAUCAUCGAUGAGUACCAACAACAUGAUGUCAAUGCCUUCCUAUGACCCUAAUAGUAGCCUUCGUGUAGCUCAACCCUCUUUGUCAAAUUGGAAUUCUUCCUCGAUGGAGGGUAUGGUGAUCACUCCGAACAGUAUAGGUAACAACAGCAAUAGUAAGGCAUCUUCACCUCAAUCUUCGACAGUGUUUGAUCCGUUCCUGACUGAGGAGGAUUUGGACAUGAUCUUUUCAUUGAAUCAUUUCAACAGUCAUGUAGUCGACCUGUCACAAAGUUCAGGUCCUGUCAACGCGUAUGCGAAAAUGGAUAUUGCAACCAUGCAUGCCUUAUUGGAUCAGCAUUUGCAAAAUAAUACUAAUUCUACCUUUCCACCAAAUCAAAAUGAAAGAAAUAUGUAA